Molecule: messenger RNA, 798 nt
Organism: Micropterus salmoides (largemouth bass)
Lineage: Eukaryota; Metazoa; Chordata; Actinopteri; Centrarchiformes; Centrarchidae
Product: adhesion G-protein coupled receptor G2-like
Exons: 4
Coding region: 192-710 (172 amino acids)
Biological process (GO): adenylate cyclase-activating G protein-coupled receptor signaling pathway
Cellular component (GO): membrane
Molecular function (GO): G protein-coupled receptor activity
Source: RefSeq, a predicted model, not a curated record
UAGGCACGCACCCAGACGAUAGCGAGCAGGCAUUACUUUUCUUUUGAAGAUUUUGUUGUUAAAUACAGUCUGAACCUUUCUGUCUUUAUCUAUUCCCCUGUAGCUGUUGGCUGCGUAGUAACGUCGCCUUUUACGUGGGUGUGGUGGCCUACUUCAUCCUGAUUUUCGCUCUGUGCCUGCUGGUCUUCAUCAUGGUUAUGGUCCAGCUGGCCCGGAUCAAGAAGCAGAACCCCCAGAACCAGUCCCCUAACAGGGGAGUAAUGACAGACAUGCGCAGCAUCGCUGGCCUCGUCAUCCUGCUCGGCCUCACCUGGGGUUUCGCCCUGUUCGCCUGGGGACCCCUCUACUUACCCUUUGUUUACCUUUUCACUUUAUUCAACACUCUGCAAGGUUUCCUUGUCUUUGUUUUCCACUGUGCUGUGAAGGAGAAUGUCCGCAGACAGUGGAGAACUUAUCUUUGCUGUGGAAGACUGCGAUUGGCUGAAAACUCAGAAUGGAGUCGGACGGCAACACAGAACAACAAGAAUCCAUCGGGUACCACGGCAGCCACUGCAGAUUUCCUCUUUACCACUCGAAGCUCCUCUGUCAUCAGUGAUCGCACCAACAGCGGCUCUGUGUUUGGGGACAGUGGAAUAUUUGAAGGCUCCAACAGCGACGUCGUCCUCAACGAGAUUCACAGAAGAAAUCUGUCACUGCAAGGAGAGGCCUGACAACCAUGUCAAGCGGUAAUUUGUGAUUACAAUAAUUAUAUGCUCUGAGAGAGCCGAGAGGGCGGUCAGAGAUUGGUGAUCUCCUGCA